AUGGGUGAUAUCAACCUCGACAGCAACCAGGUCCGCGGACUCAGUCCCAGCCAAGGCCACGAUCAAGGCCAGGCCAAGGCUUUCGCGAGCGAUCCCGCCCGCCUGCCUCACGACAGUGCCGCAUUUCAAUCCCAGCUCGAUUGUGUGAGCCAGCCGUUUCCUUCAGCGCCCUCGUCCAACCUUCCGUAUGGCCAACGACCGAUGGACAUGGGCGCACUACGUGCUGCUCUGCCACAACUCGGCCAGGACCACAUGGGGUCGCCCAGCCAUUACGGCGCCGCAGGAGGUGUGGGCAUCCCACCUGCUUACCGUUCUCACCAAACGCCACCGCAGCCAAUGGAUCACAGAGGAUCAAUGGACCCCAGAGCGCAGCAACAGCAGUACAUGAUGCCUCAGUUCAGUUCCAUGCCUUCUCAAGGUUCCAUGAUGCAAAGGCAGGCGAUGCCACUUCCCUCGCAAGGACAGUACCAGCAGUUCGACCCCUAUGCGUAUGGCAUGCAGCCUCCCCCCAUUAACACUUUUGACCCCCGCAUGGCACCUCUCAAUGCCUAUGGCAUGCCUCCGCAGAUGGCAGGUGAUUAUGGGCAGUACAUUCGCAGAGGCUCAGAGCCAGGUCCAAUUCCGUCCUAUCCCAGAGGGCCACCGCGCAAACCGAAACAAUCAGGGAACGCUCUCUGGGUCGGCAACCUUCCGCCAAAUGCCAAUGUGACCGACCUGAAAGACCACUUCUCGAAAGACGCCACCAAAGACAUCGAGAGCCUGUUCCUCAUAUCGAAGAGCAACUGCGCGUUUGUCAACUACCGGACAGAAGCCGCUUGCACGGCUGCGAUGAACCGGUUCCACGAUUCGCGCUUCCACGGCGUUCGGCUGGUGUGUCGCUUGCGCAGAGGCUCCACAUCGUCGACUACUUCGAACCAAAACCUCGCUCCAGCUCAAUUGGACACGCCGCCGCCAUCCCACCACAGCUCUGUCAGCAGUUCUUCACAAACAAUUUCCGAGGAAGCGUCUAGUCCGACCAUAGUCGGAGGCAGCGCGGCACCCACAACAGACGGAGACACCACUACAUCUUCCGCAGAACAAAACCAACGGGUACCAGAGAAAUUCUUCAUCGUCAAAAGUCUCACAGCCCAAGACCUGGAAGCCAGCGUCCGCAACGGCAUCUGGGCGACGCAGUCACACAAUGAAAAGGCAUUGAACGAAGCCUACGAAAACGCCGACAACGUCUGCCUCAUCUUCUCCGCGAAUAAGUCGGGCGAGUACUUUGGCUACGCACGAAUGGCGUCGAAAAUCUCCGGCGAGCCCGUCAACCUCGGCGCUUCUGUGUCGCAAGCCGAGACCCCAUCGUCAGGCGCGCCGCAAUCUAUCGCGACUCCCGCGACGGCUACCGCGCCAAGGGGGAGGAUCAUUGACGACUCUGCUCGCGGCACGAUUUUCUGGGAGGCAGAGCACUCGGACAAUGAGGACGAGGGGUCGCCGAUGAAGGCGGACGGAGAGUCGGGCAACCAGAAUUGGGGCAAACAAUUUUCUGUGGAAUGGAUGUCGACGUCGCGGUUGCCAUUCUACCGGACGAGGGGGCUGAGGAACCCUUGGAACGCGAACCGCGAGAUCAAGAUCGCCAGAGACGGCACAGAGCUGGAACCCUCAGUCGGACGACGCGUCGUCCAGAUGUUCCGUUCCCCUCAAGGCCCCAUGGCGCCGCACCAUCCGGGCAUGUACCAAUAA
This is a messenger RNA of Saxophila tyrrhenica, 1722 nucleotides long. RefSeq lists its product as uncharacterized. Gene Ontology annotation, cellular component: nucleoplasm. NCBI's taxonomy places the organism in Eukaryota, Fungi, Ascomycota, Dothideomycetes, Mycosphaerellales, Extremaceae. Gene Ontology annotation, biological process: regulation of alternative mRNA splicing, via spliceosome; mRNA splicing, via spliceosome. Bases 1 to 1722 code for a protein of 573 amino acids. The record is from RefSeq and is a predicted model, not a curated record. Gene Ontology annotation, molecular function: N6-methyladenosine-containing RNA reader activity; mRNA binding. The transcript has 3 exons.